Messenger RNA from Callithrix jacchus (white-tufted-ear marmoset), 19441 nucleotides. The record is from RefSeq and is a predicted model, not a curated record. Lineage: Eukaryota; Metazoa; Chordata; Mammalia; Primates; Cebidae.
GUCCCCCACCUGCUCCCCAUUUUCAAAUCUCCCAUGCCAGACGUGAUGACAUCCUCUAGGUGAUGGGCAGUGGACACGAGUGGUCCUGGUUACAGCUGGCCUUCGCUGGCCUGUCCCACACCUAAGGAUAUGGAUUCUAGCCCACUGGACCAUAAGCCAGACCCCCUGAGGGUCAGUUAUUUGGCAAAUGCCAGUGCUCUUUGGAAUCUUGCUCAUGACUGACAAACACACCCCACGCCCCUUCAGCCAUAAUUUUCACCUCGUACCCAGAGAGAGAAGGGCCAUGGGCUCACCUUCCAUCCAACCCAAGUCUUUCUGGCCAAGGACUGCAGGCUUCAAGCAACACCUUUCAACCUCUGAAAGGAAAAAAGAAGGCUGGGGGUGGGUCUUAGCUGCUGCCACUGACAUUUUAUUGUUUAGGGUUUUUUUUUUUUUUUUUUGAAUACCGGAAAUUAAGGGGAAGUUUAGAAACUUCAUAAUGGCGUCAUGAACCAUUGCACUUGGAAAAUGUACUUUUGAACAAUUCCCUUGAUUUAUUGUUUUUCGGAGGCCAUGGACAACAUGAGAGUAUAUUAUUCCCAUAUAAUUUCCUGAGUUUUCUAUGUCAAUUACUUUGUUUUAUUAAUGAGAGAAAGGAACUAAUAUUGAUUGAGGUCCUUCUGUGUGCCAGGCGGAGUGGUCAUCUUUUCACUGUUAGUUACAAAGUGAGCCUGAUAAGCAGAGAAGAUGAAUAUUGUUUAGAGAUGAGGAAAUGGGGCCCAGGGAGGAACUUGCCCCACCUCAUCUCCAGGACUGGAAUUCUGUCCAGUCUUCACGUCCUUUUGUAUUGACGGAUGGGAUCAGCCCAUGUACUGCUUACAUGACUUAGGUUUUUGUGGGGUUGAGAAUAUCAGUUGUAGCUCUAAUGGGGUGUGAUUAUUUAUGAUUUUUAAAAACAUAUGUAUAUAUAUAUAUUUAUACACACACACACACACACACACACACACACACAUAAUAUCCGAUUACAUAUCAUGUCACAGUUUGCUGUAGAGUGAGGCGGUCCUUCCUGUAACACUUGUCUUGCAAGGCUAUGGACAGAUACUGGUAAUGGGACCUGUGGUUUAAAUGUUUGUCGUUUAGAGGAAUAGCAUAUGUCGUUUAGCUCAAACCAUAUGGGGUCAAAAACAAGGUCGGGCAUGGUGGUUUGUGCCUGUAAUUCCAACACUUUAGGAGGCUGAUGUGGGUGGAUCACCUGAAGUCAGGAGUUCGAGACCAGCUUGGGCAACAUGGUGAAACCCCUCUCUACUAAAAAUACAAAAAUCAGCUGGGUAUGGUGGGGGGCGCCUGUAAUCCCAGCUGUUUGGGAGGCUGAGGCAGGAGCAUCACUUGAACUCGGGAGGUGGAGGUUGCAUUGUGUCAAGAUGGCACCACUGGACUCCAACCUGGGCGACAGAAUGAGCCUGACUCUGAUGAGAGUUAUCAAUAAUAAUGGUAGUUUCUGUUUAUCGUUUGCUAUGUACCAGGCACUAUUCUAAGUGCUUUUCAUAAAUUAGCUCACUUCAUCUUUGUUAUAACCCUGUGUUCUAAGUACAGUCAUGCCACCACAUCACGAUGUGUGGAUCAGCAAUGGACUGUAUAUGCGACGGUGGUCCCAUGAGAUUAUAAUACAGUACCUUUGCUGUACUUUUUCUAUGUUUAGGUAUGAUUAGAUACACAAGUGCUCACCAUUGUUGUAUAGUUGGCUAUGAUCUUCAGUACAGUAACGUGUCGUUCAGGAUUGCAGUGCAGGAGCGAUGGGCUAUGCCAUGUAGCCCAGAGGGGUAGUAAGGAGUUUUGUGUAAUUUCACUCUGUAAUGUUCACACAACGAAAUUGCCUAAUGACGCAUUUCCCAGAAUGUGUCCCUGUCCUUAAGCAACGUGUGCCUGUUCUAUUAUCGUCACCCCAUUUUACAGGUGAAGGACCUGUGGCACAGAAAUGGACUAACUUCACCCAGGGUCACUCAUAUAAUAAAAGGCAGGCUGGGUGCAUCCACUCACGCCUGUAAUUCCAGCACUUUGGGAGGCCCAGGCGAGAGGGGCUAGGAGUUUGAGACCAGCCUGGGUAACAUAGAGAGACUCCAUCUCUACCGAAAAUACAAAAAAUUAGCCAGGCAUGGUGGGAUAGACCUGUGGUUCCAACUCCCCAGAAGGCUGAGGUGGAAGGAUGGGUUGAGCCCAGGAGAUCAAGGCUGCAGUGAGCUGUGAUCAUGCCACUGCACGCCAGCCUGGGUAACAGAGUGAGACCCUGUCUCAAAAAAAAAAAAAAAAAAAGGCCAGGCACGGUGGCUCACACCUGUAAUCCUAGCACUUUGGGAGGCCGAGGUGGGUGGAUCACCUGAGGUCAGGAGUUCAAGACCAGCCCUGCCAUCAGGGCGACACCCCAUCUUAAAAAAAAAAAAAAAGUCAGAGCUGAAACUUGAAGCCAGAUAAUAAGGCAGGCAGAGGGCACAGGAAACACCCCCAGAUGGGCCAUGAGCCAGUGCCUCAGUCAGGGUCUGAUAGUUUAGCUGAAGAAGGGAGGUUUAGGGAAGAGACUGUGGGGGGAGGAGUUAGGGAAGGUGUCAGAGAAGGUUAGGGAACCGCAGGGAUCAUGGGCAUGCUACAGUGUUGCCAGGGCAAGGGAGGACUGGCUGCAGUAUGGGGCUCCCAGCCAGUGCCAUGUGGAGAGGGACCUGUGACUCCUAUUGUGAACUCUCCCUUCUUCUGUCCUCUGACCUCCUGCUAGUACCUCCCACUGGCUGAACACAAUGGAUGGCCAGUGUACUGGGGAGCUGUUGAUGGCACCCAUGGGCAUCUGCUUCUUGGCACAGAGGAGACAGAGGAUUGAGUUGAGAGGGAGAGGAACUGGAGAAUAGCCCAGGGAAUGAGGGGUCCCAAUGGUUGAAGAGGAGUGAGCAGGUAAAGCGGGUAGAUGGUGAAGUCAGAGAGGCCAGGGGUCCACACUACAUGGGGCCUUUGGCUUUCUUUGGAAGGGGUGGGAAGCCAAUGGAGGGUUUGAGCAGAUGUGUGUAUCACAGCCACUGCCAUCAGGAGAAUGUCUCUCUGGUAGGGGUGAACAGAUGCCCCUUCCUCUCCCUUUCUGAGGAUGAGUGCUAAGGAGGAAAACGCCCUUUCCUCCAACGUCUUCAGAGGAGACGUCUGCCCAGUCUGGUCUACGUGCCUCAUGCCAGCCAGCCUGUAAACGACAGGAAAGAGAAAGAAGCAGUGUGUCUCAAAAGAGGAUAUUCUGGAACCUUUGAUAAUCAGAGCCCAUUGUAAAGUCAUGUUUUGAGUUACAGCAUUUAAAUCUUUGUUCCAGUGGAAAACUUUUACAGGCUGUCCUGGGCAAGCCUUGAAUCCUGUUUGGAUCUCCAGAGGUCUUAAAAUAGUGUGGGAUGCCGGGAGACUGGUUCCAAAAGGGAGGAGACCUGCUGGCUGCCCUGGCCACACCUUGGUGGGACUGGCCCCUGGCCUUGGGGACCCUACCACUCUGCUAGCUGUGUUUCUGCAGAGCUGGGCACACAAAAGCUUUCUUGUCUGGAUUUGUUCCCCUAAGAGUGUGGCACCAAACUGGCCUUGCCCAUGCAGGAAGCUGGUCCUGUCCAGCUGGGGAAUGAAAAGUUGGCCAGUAUCUUCUCAGGCCGCACUUCAGCUGAGUUUCUUUCACUGAGCUGGUUCUCUUAGGAUGCCCAGGGGAAGGAGAACACACUAGAGUGAGAUGGUGAGUGAAGAAGGAGGUGGCUACUCAGACAGCUUCCACUUCUGUCACGCUCUGUUGCUGUGACCAAGGCAUCUGGUCAUCUGGAACCCAUGGCAGGCAGGAAGCUCUAUUCUACCCUUGUGUGCCCCAAAGCUUGUUCUGGGAAUGGGUGGUUUGGGGAACAGUGCUUGCUGUCUUUGAGUCUCCAGUCCUGUAAAACGGGGAAGGUAUACAUCAGAGGGCCUUGGAGGAUAAGGUGAGCAGUGCUUGGCAUGUACCUGGCACAUAGUAUCUGUUCAGCAGAUUCCCUUUCAGCUCAAGCUUAGCUCUUCAUCCACCUCUUGUUGGCCUGAAGGAGGGGAGGUAGGUACUAUUAGCCCCAUGUUUUUUUUCUUGAGACAGAGUCUCGCUCUGUCACCCAGGCUGGAGUAUAAUAGUGCAAUUGUGGCUCAAUGCAACCUCCACCUCCCAGGUUCAAGUGAUCUUUCCGCCUCAGCCUUCCAAGUAGCUGGGAUUACAGGUGUGCACCACCACACCUGGCUGAUUUUUAUAUUUUUAGUAGAGAGGGGGUUUCGCCAUGUUGGCCAGGCCAGUCUUGAACUCCUGACUUCGACUGAUCUGCCCACCUCUACCUCCCAAAGUGCUGAGAUUACAGGCAUGAGACACCGUGGGCACAGCUUAUUAGCCACAUUUUAUAGGAGGUCAAAUUCGACAGCAAGAGGCUAAGCGGCAUGGCUGAGAUAAGGUCUGUGGUAGCACCUAAGUCUUCACCCCAGACUUGGUAUACUUCUCAUCACAGCCACAAUUUUAUACCUCAUAUCUGACCCAGGAGCUACAUACCUGUUUUUUUGUUUGUUUGUUUGUUUGUUGUUCUUGUUUUUUUUCUUUUUGAGACAGAGUCUUGCUCUGUUACCCAGGCUGGAGUAUAGUGCUGGGAUCUCAGCUCACUGCAACCUCUGCCUCCCAGGUUCAAGUGAUUCUCCUGCCUCAGCUUCCUAAGUAGCUGGGACCACAGUCAUGUACCACUAUGCCUGGCUAAUUUUUUUGUUUUUAGUAGAGACAGGGUUUCACCAUGUUGGCCAGGCUCGUCUUAAACUCCUGGCCUCAAGUGACCUGCCCACAUUGGCCUCCCAAAGUUCAGGGAUUACAGGUAUGAGCCACCAUACCUGGCCGACACCUAUGUUUUAAUUUGCAAAGGCAUGUUGAUGCAUUUUAAAGUUGUUAUUUUAAAAUUAUUAUUUAUAUUUGCUAUUAUAUCAUAUAUACAUAUAGAUAUAUAUAUAUACAUACAGAUAUAUAUAUACACACAUAUAUAUACAUACAUAUAUAUAUAUACACACAUAUAUAUACAUACAGAUAUAUAUAUAUACACACACACACACACACACACACACAUAUAUAUGGUGUUAUUUUAUUAUUUUGAAAAGUUAUAUGGCCCCUUAAACUUUUGUGGAAGAAGUUUAUUUUAAAUCCCUGGAAUUUUAUGCUUUCCUCAUCAAUUUUUUUUUUUUUAAUCAAUUUGCAGUUUUUAAGACAAAUCUGGAAAACAGCUUUGUUCUUUUAUGGGACUGCUCUGAAAAAAAUUUUUUUUUUUAAGAGAGAAUUCUGCUCUGUCAUCCAGGCUGGAGUGCAGUGGUAUAAUCAUAUCUCACUGCAGCUACCAACUCCUGGGCUCAAGUGAUUGUCCUGCCUCAGCUUUCCGAAUAGCCGGGGAUACAGGUGUGCAUUACCGCACCAGGCGGAUUUUUUUUUUUUUUUUUAUAGAGACGAGGUUUCUCCAUGUUGGUCAGGCUGGUCUCGAACUCCUGACCUCAGGUGAUCCACCCACCUUGGCCUCCCAAAGUGCUAGGAUUACAGGUGUGAGCCAGAUUUUUUUUUUACUUUAAUUUUUUUUUUUGUAGAGACAGAGUCUCUCUUUGUUGGCCAGGCUGGUCUUGAACUCCCAGGUUCAAGCGAUUCUCCUGCCUCAGCUUCCUAAGUAGCUGGGACCACAAGUGUGCGCCACUAUGCCUGGCUUUCUACCACCCCAGCAAUCCUACCAACCCAGCCUCCCAAAGAGUUGGAAUUACAGGCGUGAGACACUGGGAAUGGCCUGCGUUGAAUUUUUGUCUCCCCACUCCUAGGUAGCAACUCUGGACUCCACAGAAAAGCUGCCUCUCUCCAAGACCCAGCCCUCCUGAAAGGUCAUCUGUCCCCUCCUCCAGAGAGGGUGAGGCAGGGCCAACAGUGAAGUGGCCAUGUGCACUAGCCCUCCCUCUUGCUUCAGAAGAGAACUUUUCAUCCCUGAGCAAAUUAGUCAAUUUCAAGAGAUAGCAUCUUGAAUGAGAGUGGUCACCAACAAGGAAGUCACAGAGGCCCUCAGCUCCUGUGUGGGGUCUCAAGGGGAGUUGAAUGAGGUGGCCUUAAGGGAUCGCCUAGUACCCAACUUCCUAGAGUGUAUGUAGUAGAGAGAAAGUAGCAUAGGGCUAGAAGGCCAGGUCACAAUACCCUCUUUGGAAUCUUCUGAAUGUAUGACCAACAGGCAAGAACCCCAGUUUCCUGAUCUACAGACCUGACAGGUGGAAACCUACCUACACACAGGUUGUGAGGAUAAAAACAGGUGGUUUGGGCUAGGCGAGGUGGCUCAUGCCUAUAAUCACAGCACUUUGUGAGGCUAAAAUGGGUGGAUCACUUGAGGUCAGGAGUUUAAGACCAGCCUGGGCAACAUGGCAAAAUCCCAUCUCUACUAAAAAUACAAAAAUUAGGCAGGUAUAGUGGCACACGCCUGUAAUCCCAGCUACUCGGGAGGCUGAGGCAGGGGAAUCGCUUGAACCCGGGAGGUGGAGGUUGCAGUGAGUUGAGAUCGCGCCACUGCACUCCAGCCUGGCAACAGAGUGAGACUGUUUCAAAAAUAAAUAGAUAAAACAAACAAACAAACAAAAAAAAAACCAAAAGAACAGGUGAUAUGGUUGGAAGAGGUUUAUCAUGGCCAGGCAUUUAUAAAUCAAAUUGCUUUGGAGAGAUGCCUGUUUGCCUGUUUUUUAACAGGACGUGGGAAUCCCUUGUCUUCCUGGGCAGACUAGAUGUGGUGUGUUCACGGGGAGUUUUGUUUGAGAGAAGCCCCUUUCUUUCCAGAGUGGCUGCUUGGGCUGUGCCUUCCAAAGCUGCUAAGUCUGGUGGAAGGGGAUUGUUGAUAUUCUCCAUGCCUUCUUUGGGGAGCCUCCUAGCCUCUGAAUUAUUGAUGCAUGCCUACAUUAUUAAAAGGAUCUAUUUGCAUUAGUUAGCAGAAUAUGGUGCUCUCCCGUGAAUGAGAAAAGCUGCCAAGUCCUGAUUGCAUCCUCAUAAUGGGUCUGAAAUGACAAGUGUGGAGCAGGCAGCAGAGCCAAAACCACCUUUAUUUGUGCAUCUGUGCUCUUGGGUGGGGGUGUUGCACACCCAGUUUGUCAUGAUCCUGUCUUUUGCCCCUGAGGCCUUAGAAACUCACCUUGUCUCUAGUCCAUUCCUCUACAACCAUCGUAACCCUCUUGUAACCUUUUAAUCCUCUUUGCUUCUUAAAGAUGCAACUCAUGCCACCUCCCCCAGGAAGUUCUCCCUGACUUCCAGGUUUCAGGAUAGGCUGCCAGAGAUCCCUGUGUUAACUGUGAACAGAACCCUUUAUAUCCUCUUGCAUCAGAAUGUCUGUCUCAUCCAGUAGACUGAACCUCGUGGGUAGGAACAGAGGUGUGUUUUACAUGCAUCUCAUUGCUGGGGACAGUGCCAGGAACCCAGCAGGUGGUCUAUGUCUGUGGUGUGUUGGUUUAGUAGUGGGGAAAGGUUUCUUAAAGGAGGUGUGUUUAUGAAUGUUCAUUGCAGCACAGUUUACAAUAGCAAAGACCUGGAACCAACCCAAAUGCCCAUCGAUGAUAGACUGGACAGGGAAAAUGUGGCACAUAUACACCAUGGAAUAUUAUGCAGCCAUCAAAAACAAUGAGUUUGUGUCCUUUGGAGGGACAUGGAUGAACCUGGAAACCAUCAUUCUCAGCAAACUGACACAAGAACAGAAAAUCAAACACCGCAUGUUCUCAUUCAUAGGUGGGUGUUGAACAAUGAGAACACAUGGACACAGGGAGGGGAGCAUCACACACUGGGGUCUGUGGGGGGGAACUAGGAGAGGGACAGUGAGGGGUAGGGAGUUGGGGAGAGAUAGCAUGGGGAGAAAUGCCACAUAUAGGUAAUGGGGAGGAAGGUAGCACAUCACACUGCCAUGUGUGUACCUAUGCAACUAUCCUGCAUGUUCUUCACAUGUACCCCAAAACCUAAAAUGCAAUAAAAAAAAAAAGUUAAAAAAAAAAAUAAAAAGGAGGUGUGUUUAGAAUUAAGCCCUUUGCAUGGUAUAAGAACUGAGAAAUAAGGUGUGUGUGGUUACAGGGGAUGCCACUGGGGGGCUGAAGCACUGGUUUCAUUGUGGGGACUGAGGUGGCUCCUUUCCUUGGAGCGAAUGAUCAGCGUGAGGAGUUGGGGACCAGGUGUGGAUCUAGAUUAUUGUUGCAUAAAUGGCCUAAAUGAAGGGUGUUAUCUUGAGUCUUUAUAGAAAAGGGAGAUCCCUGCCGGGCAGGGUGGCUCACACUGGUAAUCCCAGCACUUUGGGAGGCCGAGGCAUGCAGAUCACCUGAGGUCAGGAGUUUAAGACCAGCCUGGCCAAUAUGGAGAAACUUUGUCUCUACUAAAAAUACAAAAAUUAGCCAGGCAUGGUGGCAGGUGCCUAUACCAGCUACUCAGGAGGCCGAGGCAGGAGAAUUGCUUGAACCUGGGAGGCAGAGGUUGCAGAGAGCUGAGAUUGUAUCACUGCACUUCAGCCUGGGUGACAGAGCAAGUCUUUGUCUCAGAAAAAAAAAAUUAAUAAGUAGAAACGGGAGACCCUCAUGGUUUUCGAGGAGUCAUGGCCAAGAUAAGAGUUACUCUUUGGUGGACUGGCUGGGACAGAGGGGAGAGGGUGAAGGUGGAGAGGAGGAGGAAGGAGGUUUAACAGCAUUUGAGAGCCUAGACACGUAUGCUGAAAUGGAGAGGAAUGGCUAAUCAAAAAUACUGUGUGAGUCUAGGAACCUAAGAAUGCUAGUCCUUGACCCCAAGCAUACUUAUAUAGCAGACUCAACACUAUCAUCUUCCACCUACCGGAUGCGGUUAUGCAAGUGAUAUGACCCAGAGCAUACUGGAAGCUGGCAGGAGCAUCAAUAAUACAUCAGAUAUACAGAUGAACUGCCCAGCGUGUCUCUGGUCUUGGGGAGAAUUCUUAGUAGAUCUGAGAUAAUUGCAGGACGGAGUGUUCUGUUUUCCCAUCCACAGCCUCAAGGCCUGGUGAGGAUUUUGUGUUCUAGAGAGAUUUCCAAGGUGGACAUCUCUCGGGCACUGGAGAUUUUUCUCUCUCACUGGAGCAAAACUCGGAGGAAAGGUCACUCCUGUUUGUCUUGGCUUCUCUGUCAUAUCCCACCUACACUUUGAAAGGCCUGUUCCUAGCGGGGUCUCAGGGAGGCUGUGCUGGCCCCAUCAGCCCUGAAGCUGGGUGGUAGUCCUUUAUCAGAGAUGCCCGUGAGAAUCACUCACCCUGGAACCUUUCCCAGGCACACAUCCGGACCCCUUCCAGCCAGGGCUGCACGGCAUGCUUUGUAAAGGCUCUUCGGGUGAUUGGAGCUUUAAGAGCUACUGAACUAAAUGAUCAUCAAAGUGGACAAAGUAACUGAUCUGCAGAUGUCAGUAGAGUGGAAAGAGGACGGGUCGGAGAGUUCUCCACUUUCAUGAUAAAACCCAGUUCCUUGGCUGGUGUCAAGACCCCGGUGGGCGUCCAUGGCAUCUUUGACCUUAUCUUCCUAUUAAACAGGAUUACUUGUGUGGGGCACCUUGCCUGUCCUCCCAUCUCUCCAAGUAGCAGGUAGUACUUGGAGGCCGUGGUUAAUCCCACUUCCUAGGUGAGCUUUUCCUUCCUGGAAUGAUCCUUGCUCUUACCCUCGCAUUCCUGCUGUGUGUUCCCUCAGGCUGCCCCCUCCUUUUACGUGGAUCAACUCCCUGAUCACUGGAGCCUGUGCCAUGUGUCUCUAAGUUGCACCCACCACCCAUGGAGUCUAGCUCAUGGCCAGGUGGCAGCUUGUAUAGCUGAUACUUUUGUGGGAAAUGGAUCUGCACAAUAUAAAGACAGUUCACAGGAAAGGGAUCCCAAAUGGUACUUCUUUUUUUUGUUGUUUGAGAUGGAGUCUCACUCUGUUGCCCAGGCUGGAGUGCACUGCUGCGGUCUUGGCUCACUGCAACCUCCGCCUCCCAGGUUCAAGUGAUUCUCCUACCUCAGCCUCCCGAGUAGCUGGGAUUACAGGUGCCUGCCACCACACUUGGCUAAUUUUUGUAUUUUUGGUAGAGACGGAGUUUCACCAUGCUGGCCAGGCUGGUCUCAAACUCCUGUCCUCAGGUGAUCUGCCACCUCGGCCUCCCAAAGUGCUGGGAUUACAGGCGUGAGCCACCGCGCCCAGCCUUUUUGUUUGUUGUUUGUUUGAGAUGGAGUCUUGCUCUGUCGCCCAGGCUGUAGUGCAGUAGUGAGACCUCGGCUCACUGCAACCUCCACCUCCCAGGUUCAAGCAAUUCUCCUGCCUCAGCCUCUGGAGUGGCUGGGAUUACAGGUGCCCACCACCACACCUGGCUAAUUUUUGUAUUUUUACUAGAGACAGGGUUUUACCACAUUGGCCAGGCUGGUCGAGCUUCUAUCCCUAAGUGGUCUGCCCGCCUCGGCCUCCCAAAGUGCUGGGAUUGCAGGCAUGAGCCACCACACCUCACCCCAAAUGGUACUUUGAUAAGUUGUUCUACCCAAUCAUAAAAUACCAAGGUUGUAUAAUAUACACGUUGGUGAUGUGCUCUGUUAUUGACAAAAGCUGUGUUGCUGGAGGGAAUGCAAGUUGGUGUGGCCCUUUGGGAGGAAUUAUGACCUUUUCGCAUUCUCUAUCCAAACUACAAAGGCAUGUGCCCUUUGACCUGGCCAUUUCGUUUUGGGACAUCUCCCCUAUAGAGAUAACCGAUAGAAAUCUGUAGGAAAAGAACAGCGCCCAAGAUUAUUUAUGGGAACAUUUUUAUAACAGCAGAAGACUGGGAGUAACUCAAACAUCUGCGAGUUAAAGACUGGUUCGGCAAUUGAUGACACAUUGUACUAGGCAAGAUUCGGAAAAGAAUGAGGAAGGGAAGUGCUGUGUGCACAAACACAGGCAGGUCUCAGGAUGUGGUGCUGACAUAAAGCAUAGUAUGAGGCGGUGGGUAUGGAAUGCCAUCUUUUGUGUAAAAAGAAGCUUGCGUCUACACGCAAGACAAAGACAAUGUAAAAAUUGUCUUUGACAAACUCCGUUAGGAUACACAAGAAAUCAACACGAGGAGUAGCCUGUGAGUGGUGGGAGGAGGGAGGUGUGGGGGAGCACGGGAGACUGGGCCAGGAAGAAAGAUGCUUGAAGGAGAUAUUUUUUUUUUUUCUUUUCAGAGACAAGGUCUCGUUCUGUUGCCCAGGCUGGCGUGCAGUGGUAUGAUCGUAGCUCACUGCAACCUCGGACUGUGAAGGAGAUUUUUGAUGGUUUAUCUUUGGGUAUCAUUUGAAUUUUGAAGCGUGAAUAUAUUGAAUAAAAUUGGGAGCAGCUCAAACAUUUGAGUGUAUUAUCUAUAGUACAUUUAAUUUAAAACAUUUAUAAUUUUGUCAUGAUUAGGCUGGGGUCAUGGGUUUUUGGGAGGGAGACCCCAGAGGUAAAACGUCAGUUCUUAUCACAUGUCAAGGGUAUGUUCUAUCCACACGACUGAUAUAAAUCCCAGUGGCAUAUCCCUAUAAUGUACCUGACCAAAGCCAGGUGUGGUGACAUGUGCCUGUGGUCCCAGUGACUGGGGAGGCUGAGGCAGGGGGAUUGCUUGAGCCCGAGAGUUUGAGACCAGCCUGGACAACGUAGCAAGACCUCAUCUCUCAAAAACCACAAAUUUGAUCAGUCCUCCUCAAAACUGGAAAAGCUGGUGACCACCAGCCCUAGUGCUUCAAUAAAGGCCUGUGGGAGCAGCUGUGCUCAGAGUUGUUGGGAACCAGCCCAACCCCAUACGUGGGUGCUCUUAAUUCCGGCAGUGACGAGGGAUUGAGAAAAGGAAAUAAAGACAGAGACACAAGGGUAGAAGUUACAGCAUGGGUCCAGGGGACCAGCGCAAGCCUGGCAACUGCCUUGGUCCCAAGCUCUGGGCUCCAAACACUUUUAUUAUGUGUAUAAUCUCAUUGAUCUUAUGGACAGGGAAGGGGAGGGUGAAGGGGUAGAUAAGAUAGCCAGGUGGAGAGCACUUGAGAUCCUUCUAAGACAUGCUAAACUAGUACUCUGAGCAUUUAACAGCACUUGAGAUCCUUCUAAGACAUGCUGAACUAGUACUCUGAGUUUAUCACUGACUGUUAUCAGGGUGCAGCUGCAUCAGAAGUAUAGCGGAUGAGGGGCCACGGGUCUGACUACUCCCAAUGCAUCAAGGGGCUUUUCUCUCCAGAGUAUUGGGGACUUAGAGCAAUUAAAAUCGCUCCAUAUUCCGAGAACCUAGGCAGAGCCUGAGGUGUUCUGUGAUCUCUGCCCUGCAAGGCUUUUCUCCUCCUUGCCAGCUCCCAUCUGCAAAGACCCUCCUGGAUCUUGUGAGCAGAGGUCGCCUCCCUUCUCAGAGAUCUUUGCAUAAGCCCUCUUUACGAGGACCUUGUACAGCCUCCAUGUUGAGAAGGCAUCGGUGGGACCAGAGCAGUAUCCCCUGCUCUGCACUCACCCUGCAGUGUUUCCCGGUGUUACUGUGCGCUUUGUUGGUCUUUACCUUAGGCUCCUGUUGCUGCUUGAUUUCUAAUUAACUGCACCGAAUAAUAUAGUUUUGUUCGAUGUAUAAACUUCAGUAUACUCUGAGCCAAGCAAGCUUAUAAUUAUUUAGCUAGAAUUAACAUAGGUCUCUCCCUGGCCAUCUUAACCCACAGGGAUGGUACUGAUACAGCGUGGCAGAGGGACAUGAUGCCUGCAUGGUGUGGAAAGGCCCCCUGGGAUGUUGCUGGGCACAUAGGGAGGAGGUCCAGGCCUAGAGAGGAGUGAAGCCCUCCCAGGGCAUGGUGUGGACCACACUGAAGGGUGGUGGGGUUGGAGACAGCUGGAAGUCAGAUCCCAGGGGCUCUCCUGUGUGAUGCUCAAUUGCUGGGAAGGGGAUGGCAGCUAGUCUCUUUUCCUGUGCCAAUCCUUAUUGGUUGGGUGGCUGCUGAGAACCCUGCGGUACCCUAGCUCAGUAGGAAGAGUGUAUCUUCAUAUAGUGAGGUUACUAAGGACGCAGGAAGAGGGUUAGAGAGUAGGCAGCAGAUAAUGCUGGGCUGGGGAGCCUGGAGGUUUAAGGCCAGCAGACCCUGGCUGAGGCUGCAGCCAGGCUGUUUCCUGUUCUUUUUCUCUUAGGCUUUGGGAAAGCUUUACCUUUUCGGUGCCUCUAUGGCAGGGUCAGAGCAGUUUGGUGACAAAAUGGAAGUAAACCGCAGGUGGAAAACAGCUCUGGGAUCCUCCUAGGCUUGCGCUACUGAGGAUUAGGCAGAACUUGCAGUGUGGCCCAGCUUUCUAAACAAGGUGUUCCCAGGAGGUGGAAAGACUGGUUUUCAAUCAGAUAAAGUAAGAUUCUAUGAAAAACUUUGGAGCCUUGCUGUUCCUAUGAAGUGGUAGCUAUCAAUACACUUCUGAUUAUGACACCAAGGUAAAGGGAAGUGGAAUAAGAAACAGGGACAGUUGAAAAUAAGAAAAAAAAAAAGGCUGUUUGCAUAUGCAUGGGGCACAGCCCGUACAUGUGUGUAUGUGUGCUCCUGUGUGCACGCACACGGGGGCACAGCCUCUACAUGUGUGUAUGCGUGCUCCUGUGUGCACACGCACGGGGGUACAGCCUCUACAUGUGUAUAUGCAUGCUCCUGUGUGCACGUGCACGGGGGCACAGCCUGUACGUGUGUGCUCCUGUAUGCACGCGCACGGGGGCAUAGCCUGUACAUGUUUGUAUGUGUGCUCCUGUGGGCAUGCGCACGGGGGCACAAUCUGUACACGUGUGCUCCUGUGUGCACGUGCACGGAGGCACAGCCGGUACAUGUGUGUAUACGUGCUCCUGUGUGCAUGCAUAUGGGGAUACAGCCCGUACAUGUAUGUGUGCUCCUGUGUGCACACGCACGGGGGCACAGCCUAUACAUGUGUGUAUGUGUGCUCUUGUGUGCACACGCAUGGGGGCACAGCCCCUACAUUUGUGUAUGCGUGCUCCUGUGUGCACACGCACGGGUGCACAGCCCAUACAUGUGUGUAUGCGUGCUCCUGUGUGCACACUCACGGGGGCAUAGCACCUGCAUGUUUGUAUGUGUGCUCCUGUGUGUAUGCACAUGGGGGCACAGCCUCUACAUGUGUGUAUGUGUACUCCUGUGUGCAUGUGCAUGGGGGCACAGCCUGUACAUGUAUAUGUGCUCCUGUGUGCACACGCACAGGGGCACAGCCUGUACAUGUGUGUAUGUGUGCUCCUGUGUGCACGUGCACGGGGGCACAGCCUGUACAUGUGUGUAUGUGUGCUCCUGUGUGCAUGCGCACGGGGGCACAGCCCGUAAAUGUGUGUAUGUGUGCUCCUGUGUGCACGCGCAUGGGGGCACAGCCUGUACAUAUGUGUAUGCGUGCUCCUGUGUGCACGCGCACGGGGGCACAGCCCGUAAAUGUGUGUAUGUGUGCUCCUGUGUGCACGUGCAUGGGGGCACAGCCUGUACAUGUGUGUAUGUGUGCUCCUGUGUGCACGCGCAAGGGGGCACAGCCCAUACAUGUGUGUAUGCGAGCUCCUGUGUGCACACGCAUGGGGGCACAGUCUGUACAUGUGUGUAUGCAUGCUCCUGUGUGCACGCGCAUGGGUGAACAGCCCAUAGAUGUGUGUAUGUGUGCUCCUGUGUGCACGCGCAUGGGGGCACAGUCUGUACAUGUGUGUAUGCAUGCUCCUGUGUGCACGCACAUGGGUGAACAGCCCAUAGAUGUGUGUAUGUGUGCUCCUGUGUGCACGCGCAUGGGGGCACAGUCUGUACAUGUGUGUAUGCAUGCUCCUGUGUGCACGCACACGGGGGAACAGCCCAUAGAUGUGUGUAUGUGUGCUCCUGUGUGCACGCACACGGGGGCACAGCCUGUACGUGUGUGCUCCUGUGGGCACACACAUGGGGGCACAGCCUCUACAUGUGUGUAUGUGUGCUCCUGUGGGCACAUGCAUGGAUGCACCGCCUGUACGUAUAUGCAUAUGAGCCUGUGGGUAUGCGAGGUGGGUGAGAGGCCCCGAGGGACCGGAAACUUCCUUAAAGGUCAUUUGGGAGAGCACAGCUCUCUCUACCACCCACUCUAGGGCAGUUAGGCAAAGGUGUGCCUCCCUUUAAGAGAGCCUAAGGGUCAGUCUGCUUUUCAAAAUAGAUUAUCAGGAAUUAGUACUUUGGCUUGGAAAAGGAAUCUUUAUUUUGUAAAAGAUUUUUAAUCUCUGCAGCUUCUCUGAUACACAUUGGCAACCUGAUUGGAAACUCAGGCCCCCAGCAUCUUUUGGGGGCAUAUGUCUGCAUUCUUGGUUAUAAUGGCACUGCACUGGUUCAGGUAACCUAAAAAAGAUAACUAAUGAUAACAGUGAUUGGUGUAGAUUUCAUACCACAGAGCACUGUGGUUUGUAUAGUAAGACACAGUGAUGGUGUGGGCCACUGCAGAGCUGGCUUUGCAGAUGUGAAGAAUAGUGACUUUGCCUGACAUAGUGUUUGCAUGGAAUUAAACUAGUAAGAUUGAUGUGAAUCUCGUCCUUUCAUUUUUUAUGUAGAUUCAUUGGUUGGUUAACUGUGGAAUUAAUGUCAUAGUGCCUUUUUAAAUUAAGAAAAUGUAGUUAUGACUGCGUGCAGUGGCUCAUGCCUGUAAUCCCAGCACUUUGGGAGGCCAAGGCAGGUGGAUCACCUGAGGUCAGGAGUUUAAGACCAGCCUCACCAACAUGGCAAAACCCAGUCUCUACUAAAAAUACAAAAAUUAGGCAUGUGCCUGUAAUUCCAGCUACUCGGGAUGCUGAGGCAGGAGAAUCGCUGUAAUCCCUGGAGGUGGAGGUUGCAGUGAGCCAAGAUCGUGCUAUAGUACUCCACCUUGGGUGACAGAAUGAGACUCAGUCUCAAAAAAAAAGAAAAAGGAAAAAGAGAAAAUGUAGUUACAAAGAAGUUUCUAAGCAUUUUUAAGCAUUUUAUAUUAAAACAGGAAUUCAGAAGAAAUCAAAACAAAACAAAAAACUGGGGAUGGAGGAAACUCAAUUUUAAAUAUAAACUUUGGGGGUGAGUGGUGAAUCCAGGUGUCGUGAGUCAUUUGCUGGCUUGUUUGUCACGUGGCCUGCUCUAUAAGUUUCACCUUAAUUGAUGUGUUCAUUCGGGAUGGGCAUUCUUCCAAGAUUUUUCUUUCUCCCUUUCUUUGGGGUGCACUGUGUGUGUGUGGUAAGAACAAGGGCCAUGGAAUUAGAGAAUCCUGAGUUUCUAAGGCAAACUCGGUCCCAAGCAGUGUGACCUGGUUACUUAUCUCCUUUGGACCAUCCCCACCCAUGGCCCUCAUCUGUACCCUAGGGAUAAUAUCAUAGUGCGGGCUCUGCAGGCUUUUGGCGAGCAGGUGGGAUGAUGCAGCAAAACACCCAGCCUAGAGCCUAACACCAAUUGACCUGUAAUUUAUGCUGCACAAACACAGCCAUUUUCUGGAUGUUUCCCCUUUUGCUUCCACUGUGAGGUCGGAGAGUGGGGUAACCUCUCCCACAAGCAGCGGGAGUCAUCUCAUCCCAGCCUUUCAGGAGGGUGAAUCUACACCUGGGGUCCAGAGUCUCCGAGAUGAGACUUGAGCCAGGUGCUCAUUCACCAAGACUCAGGCUGUGGAGGCUCUAGCCAUGGUUUCUCCAUGCAGGAGUGAGGUUGGGACAAGGGGUCUUUCUGGGACUCUCUGCUCUGUGGCCCCUGCUGCUCUGGACUGGUUCAUUGGUGAAAGCUGUCACAUUCUCCGGACCAGUUGCCACGCUAUGCUCACAGUCCCUGUUCUUGUUAUCCUAGACGGGAAGUGAGUGAUGACCCUACAGUGAGGGCUCAUCUCAAGAUCUCCAAGGGCUGAAGCUCAGCCAGCACUUUACAAGGGUGAUCUGGAGCCGACCUGGCCUGUUGGCCGACCAUGGGUGACUCUGGGUAGCCCAUACCUAGGCAAUUGAGGAGCUGCCUUGAUAUCUGGUUACAGAAUUCCUGGGACUGAGUCACUGCAGUAAUUGCUGUGAUGAAUUGUGUUUACUUUGUGUGGGGUUCCAAACUGCAGCAGCAGUGACUGCAGUUGGAAGACAGCAUGAUCAGCAGCUUCCAAGGAAGAGCCUGGCGUCAGAAAGCUGCAUUGUGCUAACGCUGAAGCCGGCAAGAGCCCUUUGCAGACACUUGGAUGUUUAGCGAGCUGGUGACUCUCCUUGUCAUGAGUAAGCUUAGUACCUUGGACAAGUCACCCAGAUUCCGCUGGGCAUGUAAUUCUCCUGCUUGGUUGCCUCGAGGUAGAGAGACAGUGAGGGAAGUGGUUAGUGGAGGAACCCUGGCUGUAGCCUGCUGGGGUUUUUUUGAGAUGGAGUUUCACUCUUGUCGCCCAGGCUCGAGUGCAGUGGCAUGAUCUCGGCUUGCUGCAACCUCCACCUCCUGGGUUCAAGUGAUUCUCCUGCCUCAGCCUCUGGAGUAGCUGGGAUUAUAGGCAUGUACCACCAUGCCCGGCUAAUUUUGUAUUUUUAGUAGAGACGGGGUUUCUCCAUGUUAGUCAGGCUGGUCUUGAACUCCCGACCUCUGAUGAUCUGCCUGUCUUAGCCUCCCAAUGUGCUGAGAUUACAGAUGUGAGCCACUGCAACCGGCCGCCUACUGGGGUUUGAGUCCACCUGUGUAAUCUUGUGUGAUAUUAGCCUCUCUGGCUCUCAGCACUCUCAUCUGUGAAAUAGGACAUUUUGGCAGUAUCUAUUUCAUAGGGUUGGUGUUUGAAUGAGUUAACAUGUGUAAAGUGAAUGGUAUAAUGCCUGGCAUGCUGGCAAGAUUGCUCUCAGGGUUAAGGCAGGUUAAGCCUUUGGCAUGCACUAAGAGCUCAGUAAAUGUGAGCUGAUGUUGUUGGUCCUGUAUUUCUAUUUGAGAAGGCUGCCCUGCCCUCUUCCCUCUCCCUCUGCACAGCAGCCUGGUACCCGCUGUUCUCUAGGUUCUGGCCACAUGGUAUGACAUGUUCUGAUGAUCUAGCUGUUCCCAUUAGACAGUGGGGCCACGAGGCAGGCCCACAGGACUUGGCCCUCUCUGUCUCUGUGGCGCCUUGCACCAUGUCCAGCUGACGUGGGGAGGGACUCAGGAAACAGUGAUCAAGUGUGUGACUUUGGCUGGCAUAGUGGUUGCUGGGAGAACAGACAAGGUUCUCUCUCACGAUGUACAGAUUUCAGAUCAGGAAAAGUCCCUGCUGGGGUAAGUUUAUCAAGCAUCUCCCAUGGGCAAGAUAGGCUGUGGCCAGAGCCUUGAAGUACACAGUAGGAGAGCCAGCCUUCCCAGGCCUGGACUUCAAGUGAUGAGACAAGAUAUAACCGCCCAGAGAAUCCCCAUAAUGCAAUCGGGAAAGAGCUAUGCCCAGCAGGAGGCAGGGGAAAGUGACUCCAGCGAUUCCAGGAAGGCUUCCUGGAAGAGGUGGAACGUGAACAGCAUAGGAUUUUGAGAGAAGAAAUGGAAUGGGCUGAGGGAGAUUCUGCUGGUGGAGGCUCAGGUUGACCUAAGGGCUGGCAGCAGCGGAGGCUCCCCAUGAGUGAGUUUGAGGGGGUUCUUUAGCUCAGUCUGAUUGAGGCAGAGGCUUUCUGUAGGGGUGUGGUGUGACCUGAGUAUUGGGUACGUGGUCAGGACUGAGCUUUAAAAGUGAAUGAGAGGGGCCAUACAUGACGGCUUGAGCCUAUAAUCCCAGCACUUUGGGAGACUGGUGGAUCACCUGAGGUUAGGAGUUUGAGACCAAUCUAGACAAUCUGGUGAAACUCUGUCUGUACUAAAAAUACAAAAAUUAGUUGGGCGGGGUGGUGAGUGCCUAUAAUCCCAGUUACUCAGGAGGCUGAGGCAGGAGAAUUGUUUGAUCCCGGGAGGCGGAGGGUACACUGAGCCGGGAUGGCGCUGCUGCACUCCAGCCUGGGUGACAGAGUGAGACAGCGUCUCAACAACAACAACAACAACAACAACAACAACAACAACAACAACAACAAAUUAAUAAUAAAUAGAGAGGGAAGGAAGGCAGGGCAUGAUGCUAUUUAAAUCUCUGAGCAUCUUAUAGCAUUGUUUACAUCCCAGCUUUUCACUGACCUUUCCUUUACCCCCACCCGCACCCUGUGGUCCUUGCUCGGUCCUGCAUUUUCUCUUUCCGGUUCCUCUGUCCCUAGCCCCAUGUGCCAGACUGCUGCAGUGUGGCAGGGAGGCCUGCUGGCAUCCCAGCCAUUUCCUGCCCCCAGGCCGCCCACCCUUCUCCGAUCUAGCACAGCCUUGCCGUAUGUAUGACCUCACCCCUACGGCAGCCGGGAAGCCGGGCUCCUGUUUCCUGCCUGUUUACCCUGGCACAGCGACAGGUAGAUCAUGUGGCACUGCUGGAUGCCAGCCGCGCCUGAUCUUUUGGCCAGAAGGAGAUGGAAAAGAUGCCCCUCAAGAUGGCUGUGCCUGUCAGCUGCACGGAGCUUCGGUCAAGUAUUAUUUUCUGAGCCUGAUGGAUUUACAGUAAAUAUUCAGUCAUCUAG